AUCGCAUCAGUCGUCUCAGCAGGAGCCUUCCAACAUGUUGAUAAUCAUUCUGCCAUAUCUGUUGGCGGCGCGCGUACCCGGCCACGAGUACCACCACGACGAUUCCGAUUGGCAACGUUACGGGCCCGAAUCCACUUACGACGUGUCGGUGAACAUGUCCCUCUCGAACGUGAUCCACGACGAGGACACGAUCUGCUCGAUGAUCGCGUCCGAGCUCAAGUGUCGAGCGAAAGGGAGCGACACGUUGAACUGCCGUUUCACGAACGGUAGGAUCGUGAGACCCGAUCCCGUUCGGGACGAGAGAUGCUCGAACGCGCGAGAUUUCGUCCCGAUGAGCGACAGAUUCGUGGACGAGGAACCGUUCGAGAUCCGGUUCAACGCGAGGGGGAUAGAGAAUCUGGUGGUGUCGAGGGACAUAGCCAGGUGGAGGUUGGACAUGAUGAGGGCGAUCCUCGGCCAGUUGAACGUCGGCUUCGAGCUGGGCAGGGAACACGAUCGGUUCGUCGCCAUGGAGAACUCUAGCAUCGGUCGCUGCGAGGUGGAGGUGAAGGUGUCGAGGGCGGGAUACGGGAGAGAGGGGGAUGGUGGGGGCGAGUUCGAGAUCGUGUUGGAGCCUGAACGGGGCGACAUGGUGCCGUUGAGCAGGGGAAGCCUUUGGAUCGAGAAGGUGAGAUGGCCGAAAAGGUGCCCGAACAGGAAGAUCUACUUCUUUGGAAAUCACCAAGACUUUAGCCUCGGUGGCAAGAAUAUUUUCAUGGACAUGAUCACGUCUGUCAGUCGUAUGUACAUCUCGCGAAGGGAGAUGAAUUCGUUCACGGAGUCUACGGGCGUGAUGAGAACGUUGAACAGACCUAGGACGAUGAAUUUGCACCAGAGGAUCGGUUUGUCCUUGAAAAGUAUAAAUCCUGCCCGAACUCCGAUCCCGGAAAUCGUGAACCCUGCGUCCACCAGCUUGUACGCGUACACUAAUUUGGAGCGAAUUCCCGAGUACAAAUGAAGGUUAAUCUUUAACAAAUGUAUUUCUCGUGUAAAAUAAAAUACGUACGUUUAGAGUUGAUCGAAAUGAUUUAAUCCUCUCGCUUUAGGGUAUUUCAAUUCCAAACGAUGUAAUUAUCUGUAGAGAUAGUAAUGAUUAAAUACCGAUUUCGAUCCUCGAACGAAAUUUAAAUCUUUCGCUCUUUGCUUGCUUUAUUGUGCUUCAUUUAUAGAAGCCAAACUCUUCUAUACUUUAAUAUACGAGAAUAUCGUGCAUCAGUUUACAUCAAUUUGUUCGUGAAAUUUUCUUUGCAAUUACAGUUUCGUUGUAAUUACAUUGUUCUCCAAUGUUUCGAUGAGUAAUUAAAAACAUAAUACAUUUUUUCAAAAAAUA
Messenger RNA from Apis florea (little honeybee), 1369 nucleotides. RefSeq names its product vitellogenin. Gene Ontology annotation, biological process: lipid transport. The record is from RefSeq and is a predicted model, not a curated record. Gene Ontology annotation, molecular function: lipid carrier activity. Lineage: Eukaryota; Metazoa; Arthropoda; Insecta; Hymenoptera; Apidae.